AUGGCCAGGCCGACACUCCAUAAAAUGUUUACGUUAGCCAAAUUAUCAUACAUGGCUUGCAAUGAAAAAGAAAAAUUCCACUACAAUAGUUUACAGACUCCAAGAAUUGGUGUGAAAUCAUGCUGUAUAGACAUUUUGAGUUACAUAAAGGUUAAAACAAAUUGCAAUAUGUCUGACAAUGUAGACAGCAUAAACUCCUGUGUAGAAGCCAUAAAUGCCAAUACAAUAAGUGAAAAAGCUGUUUCCAAUGGACAUCUCGAGUGUUUGAAAUUUGUUACACAACAACCAGAUUUAAUUAAGAACAAUGUGAUUUGCAACCAAGCCGCUUCCGAGGGACAACUUGAAUGUCUGAAACACCUCCACGAACAAGAUUUUCCAUGGGAUGAAGUUGUGUGCGAAAAUGCGGCUUUAUAUGGUCACUUGGAGUGUUUACAAUAUGCACAUGACAGAGGAUGCCCUUGGAAUAAUAUUGUGUGCGCUAAAGCUGCAUACAACGGUCACCUAGAAUGCCUCACAUAUGCUCACACAAAUGGUUGUUUGUGGGAUGAAAUAACGUGUGAAGCUGCAGCCAUCAAUGGGCACUUGGCAUGUUUACAAUAUGCCCAUGAAAAUGGAUGUUUAUGGGAUAUAUUCACCUGCAUAGGAGCUGUGUGUAACACACACAGUCAAUGUUUUAAUUAUGCAAUUGAAAACUUCUGCCCAUGGGAUGGAGACAUUUUAAUAAGCUAUUGGUUUUCGCAAUUAGGUACCAAUAUUACAGAAUAA
Messenger RNA from Myzus persicae (green peach aphid), 765 nucleotides. RefSeq lists its product as uncharacterized. The transcript is spliced from 3 exons. Bases 1 to 765 code for a protein of 254 amino acids. The record is from RefSeq and is a predicted model, not a curated record. Lineage: Eukaryota; Metazoa; Arthropoda; Insecta; Hemiptera; Aphididae.